AUGGCUCAAAAAUGUGUUCACAAAGGCUGCGGCAAGGUGUACACCGACCCUCAUGAGGUCUGUACUUACCAUCCCGGUCCGCCAGUCUUCCACGAGGGGCAGAAAGGAUGGAAGUGCUGCAAGCCCCGCGUCUUGACCUUCGACGAAUUUCUAGCAAUUCCCCCCUGCACCGAAGGGAAGCACAGCACAACCGACCUUCCGCCUGAUAUUGAGAAGAAGACUGGAGACUCGGCUGCCGCGGAAUCGACCUCGCUCUCUGCGAAAUUGGCUGAGAUCCCAGCCGACCUACCCUCACGCGCUCCCCUUGCGCCACAACCCGCACCCACCGCACCACCUCCUCCGCCUGAGUCGGAAGACGAUGAGCCGUCCCUGGAGAUCCCAGACGGCAAGACUUGCAGGAGGAAAGGAUGCAAUGCGACCUACAAGAAGGGGCAAGCUCGGUCGGAUCAAGAGAACUGCGUGCAUCAUUCUGGAGCACCAGUCUUUCACGAGGGCAGCAAAGGAUACACGUGCUGCAAGCGCCGCGUCCUCGAGUUCGACGAGUUCAUGAGGAUCGAAGGCUGCAAAACGUCGCCGAGACAUCUUUUUAUUGGCUCGGGAGAGGACAAGAAGAAGAAGAACAAGGACGCUAACACAGAGGAGCUGCUCGACACUGUACGGAACGAUUUCUACCAAACCCCUAGCACCGUGAUAGCGUCCUUCUUUCUCAAGAAGAUCGACAGCUCCAAGGCGACGGUCAAGUUUGAGAGCCAAACUCUGAUUCUGGACUUACCCACCACCGAUGCAACGCCCAAGAGAUACAAGACUGAUGUUCCGCUUUACGGCAAGAUUGACGCAGGAAAAAGCACCUUCAAGAUCUUUGGCACGAAGCUCGAGGUCAACCUCUUCAAGGCCGAUGGUGCCAGCUGGCCGGUAUUACGCAGUGAUGACCGUCUGACGGGCUCGAUCCUGCAAGUUGGUCGGGCUGGAAAAGUCUAG
Molecule: messenger RNA, 978 nt
Organism: Truncatella angustata
Lineage: Eukaryota; Fungi; Ascomycota; Sordariomycetes; Amphisphaeriales; Sporocadaceae
Product: HSP20-like chaperone
Exons: 2
Coding region: 1-978 (325 amino acids)
Source: RefSeq, a predicted model, not a curated record